Jatropha curcas is the source of this 832-nucleotide messenger RNA. RefSeq names its product Thioredoxin superfamily protein. The record is from RefSeq and is a predicted model, not a curated record. Lineage: Eukaryota; Viridiplantae; Streptophyta; Magnoliopsida; Malpighiales; Euphorbiaceae. Gene Ontology annotation, cellular component: cytosol. Gene Ontology annotation, molecular function: protein-disulfide reductase [NAD(P)H] activity.
ACAUUUAUCCCAUGUCUGGAAUAACAAAAUUCUAUACAAUUUUAUAAAAUUUAUUUAUAAAUUUAAAUUUUUUGUGUUUAGUAAGAAAAAAAAUUAGAUAAUUAAAUGUUAUGAAAUUGAAUAUAAAUAAAUUGAAUUCUACUAAAAAAUUAUAAUUCAUGGAGGAUAUUUUUGACAUUCCGGCACCCAGAUCUAUUCUAUAAAUCGCGUCGGCUACGUCUUCUGAAUUUGUUCUUCUGCUGCAACAACAAUUUUCUUCUCUAUACCAAAUCUGUCCUUUGAGAAACGGAGAAAAUGCCUCUCAAGUUGGUGGAUGCGACUGUAUCAAACUUUGACAGUGUCUUUGAGAUGUUCAGAUCGGAAGCACCCAAGAACAAGGCCAAUUUAAUCCUCUUCUUGGCUGAUAAAGACCCAUCUACCAAUCUCAGUUGGUGCCCUGACUGUGUGCGAGCUGAACCUGUAAUAUACAAGAAGCUGGAAGCAUCAUCAGAUGACAUUGCCCUUCUGCGAGCUUAUGUCGGAGAUAGACCAACAUGGAGGAAUCCCCAGCAUCCAUGGAGAGUCGACUCCAGGUUCAAGCUGACUGGAGUUCCAACAUUAGUCAGCUGGGAGAAUGAUGUGAUCAAAGGUCGCCUUGAGGAUCAUGAAGCUCACCUUGAACACAAAAUUGAUGCCCUUGUUUCUGGGGAAUAAGUCCGUUUUUUCUCCUCCAUUAGACGGUUGAGAUAUUAAUAAUGUUUGAUAACGUUGAACUUGGAACUUUGAGGAUCUAUACCAUGUUAAUGAUACGGUACUGCUAAUAGAAAUUAUUUGCUCCAACUGAGAAAUCCAA